AUGCUAGACUCAAUAUAUCCGAACAAGAUCGAACAGUAUAUACUCCGCAAUCCAGUACAUAGAGAGGUGCAAGCAACAAUGCCGCAAUCGGAACACGACGCGAACACAAAGCAAUUGUUAAUUCACGACCAAGGCAUAAAUCAUACCGAAGGUGGCUGGCCGCGUGAUGUCCAUCCAUACAACGAAGAUCAUGUAGCGAGGCACAGGCGUCGCGUGCAACAUGAAGACGGCUAUGUCCACACUAUUAAAAGCGUCCAGCCCAAAGUCAAACAUUAUAUUGAUCAAAACAACGCCAUAGAUAUGUAUGAGAGCUAUUUCGCUGAUAUCCCCCCUCAACCGCCUGUAGAAAAAUAUGGCGUUCAGAUUGCAAAUGCCUUCUACAACCCUCAUCGUAGGCCAGUGUCAUCUGUAGUAUGGACUACAGAUCAACCGUCACGCUUUGCUGCAUCAUAUUGUCAAAAAAUUGUAGGAAAUAAAUCAGGUCUUCCAAAUGACAUAUUCGUGUGGGAUACACAUAGACAAACGUCACCGAUUAUUCAAAUGUUCCCAGAGUAUCCGUGUUGGCAAUUGACUUGUUCAAAUUUUGAACCCGAAGUACUAAUUGCUGGGCUCGAAAACGGCACCGUUCAUUUAUUCGACACUCGCAGCGGUAGAGAGGCGAUUUCGAAAAGCUCCAUUUACAAUUCUCACCACGACCCGGUAUCCGCGCUACUUUUUACUCAUUCUCGCACCAACACUGAAUUUUUUUCAGGCUCGUUAGACGGACAAUGCUUAUGGUGGGAUAAGAGGAAUUUGUCAGCACCGAUAGACCAAUUGCUGAUGUCAGUUAGGUUUCCAGCGGGGGAUAGCCCAAACUUGAGUAACGCUGAAGGCGUAAGUUGCUUAGAAUUUGACCGUGGCCUGCCGACGAAGUUUCUGUGCGGCACGGAAUCAGGACUGGUUAUCAACGUUAACCGUAUGGGCCGCAGCCACUCGGAAAUCCUUACGUCGUAUUGGGAGGCCCAUACGGGGCCGGUACGCGCUAUCCAGCGUAGUACUUGCACACUCAGAAUGUUUAUAACAUGCGGCGAUUGGACCGUCAGUAUAUGGAGCGAAGAGGUGCGAACGGCCCCGAUAAUCGUUAGCAAACCUUACCGGUACCAAGUGACAGACGUCGCGUGGGCGCCAUUACGAUACUCCAGCUAUAUGGCGGUCUGCGAAGGCGGAUAUUUUUAUUAUUGGGACCUACUGCGCAACACUAGCCAGGCAGUCACUACUCAUCGAGUCUCUAACAAUGGACUAAUUAAGCUCACUCCACACUCGAAGGGAAAAAUGGUGGCCACCAGCGACAAUCAGGGAACCAUCUUUUUGCUUAACUUAGCUGAGAAUAUGACCUUACCUGAAGAACUUGACAAGCAACUCUUUAUCCAACUGUACAAUAGGGAGACCAGGCGUGAACAUAUAUUAGAUUCGCGACUUAAAGAGAUUCAUUUGAAACAACGUGAUGAGGAGAAAACCGAGAUAAAAUCCAUCGGUGCCGUUGAAGAAGAAGAUGUAGAACAAAAUACUGAAGAGGAGUAUUUCAGAAUCGUUAAAGAAGAGUUAGAGAAGAUAGAA
Messenger RNA from Iphiclides podalirius (scarce swallowtail), 1596 nucleotides. Lineage: Eukaryota; Metazoa; Arthropoda; Insecta; Lepidoptera; Papilionidae. The record is from the annotation of a GenBank genome assembly.